Psilocybe cubensis is the source of this 321-nucleotide messenger RNA. RefSeq lists its product as uncharacterized. The transcript has a single exon. NCBI's taxonomy places the organism in Eukaryota, Fungi, Basidiomycota, Agaricomycetes, Agaricales, Agrocybaceae. The coding region runs from base 1 to 321 and encodes 106 amino acids. The record is from RefSeq and is a predicted model, not a curated record.
AUGUCUAAAACCGCUCAAGGCAGAAUCACCGGAACAUCUGGUACCCGCUUCACAGCUACCUUUGUCCUUCCUGGAAGCGGCAUGCAGGUCAACUAUCUCGGAAAUUUCAGUUCCAGCAUCCAGACUUUCAACUCGGCAAAUGCCACUUUGAAAUACAAUGCCGACAAUGAGCUCACCGCUACUCGUCAAUUCGACGGCCAGCUCGGGGUCAACAACAUCAAGCUCACGUUGACCAACGGGCCUGUCAUCGAAGGAGUUCUCGACAUGCCUAUUUCUCCUCCCAGCAGCGUCUCUGGAAGCGGUGUCUGGGCCAUCAAUUAG